Coffea arabica (coffee) is the source of this 2983-nucleotide messenger RNA. Its product is annotated as protein ENHANCED DISEASE RESISTANCE 2-like. Gene Ontology annotation, molecular function: lipid binding. The record is from RefSeq and is a predicted model, not a curated record. NCBI's taxonomy places the organism in Eukaryota, Viridiplantae, Streptophyta, Magnoliopsida, Gentianales, Rubiaceae.
UAGUCAAUUUCUUUGAUAAUCCCACGGUAUCUCUCCCUCUCUCUCUUCUCUCUCUCAUAAGCAGCACUUUUGAAGUCGCCGGCCAAAUUCGUCUCUUCUCUGCUCCUCGCCGGUGACCGCAGAUCACGGGGCGGAUCUUAAUUGUUCGAAACGAUCGUCAAAUUGAUCGGCGAUCAUCUCACCGGAGAGUUCUGGAAGAGUUGUUUACAUUCUCCAGCAGUUAAUUCUUUGGUUUCUGCAUUGAAGAGAGUCGUUUUUUCUUUUUGGAAUUUUGAGAAGAUCAGUUUAUAUUUAUGAAUCUUGGACUAGAUGAAAUAUAAUGAUGAUUGAUCGAGUCACAUAAAUUUGGUUGAGAGUUAGCGGAAGUGAAGAUUCCUCUACUGUAGCUUCCCGGAGUUCUCUCGGUGUGUGUGUGUGUGUGUUUUCUUUCUUCUUUUGGUUGUUUUGCAAAUUUUGGUGAGUGGGAGCUGAGCAUAAAAUUAGCUGAUUCAAUUGAUAAACGAAGGAAAUAGAAAAGAACAAGAGAGGGGGAACAUACGAAUUGUGAGGUUUAGUAGGGAUGUCAAAGGUGGUGUACGAGGGUUGGAUGGUGCGGUAUGGGAGGAGGAAGAUAGGAAGAUCCUUUAUUCAUAUGCGGUAUUUUGUCCUCGAGCAUCGGUUGCUUGCCUAUUACAAGAAGAAACCACAGGACAAUGUGGUUCCACUCAAGACUCUCCUUAUAGAUGGAAAUUGUAGGGUGGAAGAUCGGGGCUUGAAGACUCACCAUGGACAUAUGGUUUAUGUGUUGUCCAUCUACAACAAGAAAGAGAAGUACCAUAGACUGACGAUGGCAGCUUUCAACAUUCAGGAAGCUCUUAUUUGGAAAGAAAAGAUUGAAUCUGUUAUCGAUCAGCAUCAAGAGUCACAAGCUGUUAAUGGUAAUAAGUACCAGUCUUUUGAAUACAAAUCUGGAAUGGAUAAUGGGAGGAAAUCCUCAUCAUCUGAUCAUGAAAGUCAGUUCAGUGCUGCCGAGGAUGAAGAUGAUAGCCGUCAUAGUUUAAUGCGGAGAACAACCAUUGGAAAUGGUCCUCCUGAAUCUGUAUUUGAUUGGACAAAGGAAUUAGAUACAGACUUGGCAAAUCAAAGCACGAACAAUCAGGCAUUUUCUAGAAAGCACUGGCGCCUGCUCCAAUGCCAAAAUGGACUUCGCAUCUUUGAGGAGCUUAUUGAAGUAGAUUUUCUUCCAAAGAGCUGUAGUAGAGCAAUGAAGGCCGUUGGAGUUGUGGAAGCUACAUGUGAAGAAAUAUUUGAGCUUGUAAUGAGCAUGGAUGCAACGCGUUUUGAGUGGGAUUGUACUUUCCAGUAUGGUAGCUUAGUAGAGGAGGUAGAUGGACAUACAGCAAUACUGUAUCACAGGCUUCAGUUAGACUGGUUAUCUAUGUUAGUAUGGCCUCGUGACCUUUGUUAUGUGCGCUAUUGGCGUCGAAAUGAUGAUGGGAGCUAUGUUGUAUUAUUUCAAUCAAGGCAGCACGAGAAUUGUGGCCCACAGCCAGGAUUUGUUCGAGCUCAUAUAGAGAGUGGAGGGUUUAACAUCUCCCCUAUGAAACCUCAUCACGGAAGGCCCAGAACACAGGUGCAGCAUCUUACGCAAAUUGAUCUGAAAGGCUGGGGAGUGAAUUACAUUUCAUCUUUUCAGCAGCAUUGUCUGCUUCAAAUGUUAAAUAGUGUUGCUGGACUGCGUGAAUAUUUUUCGCAAAGUGAUGAAAGGGCAGCUGCACCAAGGAUCCCAGUUAUGGUUAACAUGACAUCAGCUUCUGUUUCCUCAAAGAAGAGCGAAAAGCUCUACGGUUCUUCUGUACAUAAACGAAGUAUGUCUUUAGAUCAAAUAACUUCUUCGAAUAAGAAUGUGUCAAUGAUGGAUGACUAUUCUGAUGAGGAUGAAGAUUUUCAAGUGCCUGAUCAAGAGGUGUUGCCACCCAGUCUUGACAGUGAAGUGAAGAAAUCUGCUUCUGAAGAAGAACUAGCAGACAAUAUUGAUUUGUCCAUUUUCUCGGGUAACCUCCGGCGUGAUGACCAUGAAAAAGCUCGUCACUGCUGGAAUAUAUCUGAUGGAAACAAUUUCAGAGUUCGUAGUAGGACUUUUUGCUAUGAUAAGUCAAAGAUUCCAGCUGGAAAACAUCUUAUGGACCUUGUUGCUGUUGAUUGGUUCAAAGAUUCAAAGCGAAUGGACCAUGUAGCGAGGCGGCCUGGAUGCACAGCACAAGUUGCCUCUGAGAAAGGACUAUUCUCAUUGGUGAUAAAUGUACAAGUACCUGGAUCAACACACUACAGCAUGGUAUUCUAUUAUGUGACAAAGAAAUUAAUACCUGGUUCUCUUCUGCAACGUUUUGUUGAUGGGGAUGAUGAGUUCCGAAACAGCAGACUGAAGCUUAUCCCUUCUGUGCCGAAGGGCUCAUGGAUUGUGCGUCAAAGUGUUGGAAGCACCCCAUGUUUAUUAGGGAAGGCUGUUGAUUGCAACUAUGUUCGUGGCAAUAACUACUUAGAAAUUGAUGUUGAUAUUGGUUCAUCAACUGUUGCAAAUGGAGUUUUGGGACUUGUGAUUGGCGUAAUGACAACAUUAGUUGUUGACAUGGCUUUUCUAGUACAGGCGAAUUCCGCGGAAGAGUUACCAGAGCGGCUUAUAGGUGCUGUUCGAGUUUCGCAUAUAGAAUUAUCGGCAGCUGUUGUACCAAAGCUAGAUCCAGAUCCAUCAGAUUUGCCCAAAUCAUGAUGACCUUUGCAACUUUUACAAAAUCAUUGAUCGGUUAUAAUCUCAUGCAUGCUGGCCAUUUCUAUUGAUCAAUUUCUUCAUGCCUGACAUAUCUUGAAUUUUCAUCUAUUUCUUCCAUUAAAGGUUGUCGUGUCUUCAACAUCCUUUUAUCUUUUCUCUAAUUAAAUGAGUCUUUAGGGUAGCAAGAUUGUGUCAAUAUUCUUUUUCCGUUGCGAUGUAAUCUUUACAUCACUU